Molecule: messenger RNA, 1903 nt
Organism: Alosa sapidissima (American shad)
Lineage: Eukaryota; Metazoa; Chordata; Actinopteri; Clupeiformes; Clupeidae
Product: alpha-crystallin B chain-like
Exons: 3
Coding region: 831-1577 (248 amino acids)
Biological process (GO): response to heat; protein refolding
Molecular function (GO): structural constituent of eye lens; protein folding chaperone
Source: RefSeq, a predicted model, not a curated record
UGAAAGCUCCCUUUGGAUAGUGGCACAGUGCUGGAGUUAGUAGAUAUAUGGCCCUAGGCAUGCUAAGGAUACUGCAUAAGACAGAUUCCACCUAUUCUCCUGGCCCUUCUGCUGCUCUGCGGUUACUAAAGUAUUCUUGUUCCCAUGGUUACCUGAAAUUAUAACAAGCAAGGUGGAGUCGUGCUCUCUCUUGGGUAUUGCUAAAAAAUAUCCCUCAAGAGCACGCUUCACACAGCAUGGGCCACUUCAGCGCACUGGAAAUGCAGUCUGUCUGCUGUUAUACUUCCCCACUCUUCCUUCAUAUACACACAAGCGAGAUCUUAUCAGAGACCAGAGCAACAGCAGAGCAUCCUGGCAGGGAUUACUGCAUCGCUGGGGCUGGCAUCACAGAGGACAGUUUUACCAGCUUAAAGUCAGCACAGAUAUCCCUCCCCAUGACUCAUCCUGCUGACCGCUAUCAUCCAAUCACCUCAGCUCGUUCCUGUCAGCCAUGAUGGCCUCCUUCUGCUUGAGGGUGGUCAGCGGCCUCGGCCCGGCGAGGAGGAGUGGGUCACAUCCGUCGGCGCUGCCCGGUUUGAGAAUCCCUUGGCAUGGUACUGCGGCGGGGCGCAUGCCAAAUCAGAGGGCGCACUGCUCCGAGCGCUUCCAGCGAGACAAGAAUGUUUCCAGCACGAUGAACAGGGAGGACAUCAGCACAAUUCAAAUCCCCAGCCAUAAUCCAUGGGUGUGAUUGGGCAGGGGGGUAUCCCCUCUGAUGCCCCGUAGCGAGGCAGGGGCAGGGCAGCCAGAUGAGCUGAUAUCUGCACCCCUCUGGCCCAGGCGUGGGCCACAUGAGGGGGGAGUGCAGCCUGGCAGGACAGGAAGAGACCAAACACUUGACAUCAUUAUUGGAGAGUGAUCAACGGGAGGGCGAGGCUUCCCGGGCCGCCCCAGAGGAGGAUAAAUACGAGAGGGACGAGUCCAGGGCCACACAGCCUCUCUGCACCAGGACCACCUGCUUCACACCGCACAGAACCACAGAGCACCGGACAGCAGCCAGCAUGGACGUGACCAUCCAGCACCCCUGGUUCAGACGCCCCUACUUCCCCAGCUACUUCCCCAGCCGGGUCUACGACCAGUUCUUCGGAGAGCACAUUCCCGACGGAGAUAUGUUCUCCCCCUUCUUCUCCAUGUUCUUCAACCGCCCCUUCUACAUGCGCAACUGGAUGGACAGCGGCUUCUCCGAGAUGCGUUCAGAUAAAGAUCGCUUCAUGAUCAACCUGGACGUGAAGCACUUCUCCCCCGAGGAUCUGACAGUCAAGGUGAACGACGAUUACGUGGAGGUGCACGGCAGGCAUGAGGAACGACAGGUACGCCCACGAGGUCUGGGCUUCUCGUCCUCCGAGGAUGAGCAUGGGUAUGUUUCCAGAGAGUUCUUCCGCAAGUACAAGAUUCCAGCAGGCGUUGACCCCGGAGCGUUCACCUCCUGUCUGUCCUCCGAUGGGGUUCUCAGCAUCUCUGCCCCCCGGAACCUGACGGACGUUCCAGAGCGGAACAUCCCCAUCACCUGUGACGAGAAGCCCCCAGCGCAGAAGUAGUCUCCCCUCCAAGAGCUGCGUGUCCGUCACAGCAACGUCUUCACUCUUACUUCCCACCACACGUUGCUCAGCGUUCAGUGGAUACAGCCUAGAGUCAUGCCUUAACCAUAAAGCCUUUACGUCAGUAACAGUCACAUCUCAAACAAGAUCAAUAAGCGUCUAUAACUAUAAGUCUACAACUGUGUACUUUUUCUAUAUUUCUGUCCAACAGUGCCAUCCUGUGUGCACCUGAGUCACUAAGAGCAAACCAUGCUGCGUACUAAGGUGGCAUCAGCAGUGAAUCACAGAAGCAAAAUGCACAGCAUGGGUACAGAGAGAGAGAGAGA